UGGCUGUUAGUUUUAUCUCUUUAUUUUCAUCUCUCAAAUUAGAGCUUGGACAAAGUUGUGGCACUCAAUCUCAUUCAUAAAAUUUUUAUCUUAGCACCUCUGUCCUUAUAUUAUAAAAGUGAUGUUCCAACAAUAACAAAUCAUAUAGUUAGUUGUGAAAAAUAUUAUAUCCUUAUCUUAUCAGUACCUAAUGCAUUCGAGGUUUCUUAGGGUAUGUUUGGAUUGAAGAAAGUAGAAUGUAGUUGGUCCAAAAUUAGUCUAAUUCUCUAAUUUUUGGCCAACUUACUAUAUUUUCUAUCGAUCCAAACAAUCUAUUAAGUUCUAAAUAUUAAUCAGGCAAACAACAAUACAUUAGUGCUUUUGGCACAGAGAGUGCUUUUGUUUUCCUAUUUGUUUAAAAUUACUUGUCUUUUUAUGCUAGUUACUAGUUAGUAUGUGAUGCAUGAGUCAUGACAUAUUGAGGGUUUUUGAUUCUCACACGCUUUUUAUUUUAAAUAUAGACAUUCUGUGAAAGAUUAUUUUAGUUUUCCCAUAUAUUGAUUGCUUGUCUCCCAAAAACUUCAAAGCUAGACAGAGUCCAUGGCAGCUGUGAACAAAACAGUGAGUUUGAAACUUGUGGUAGACACAGAAAGCCAGACAGUGCUUUAUGCCGAAGCGGGCAAGGAAUUCGUGGACUUCCUAAUUGACAUAAUCGCCCUGCCGGUCGGGGCUUUCGUUCCACUUCUGAAUCAAGAAAUGUUGGGCGGCUUGGGAAACAUUUACGAGAGCAUUGAAAAUUUAGGUACUACUUACCUUCAACCAAACGUGAACAAAGACACUCUCCUGAAGUACAAAGCGUUCAUCUCUGGUAGUGUUGGUACUCUCGGCCUUCUCCAAUUGCCAAACGUUGUAACCUCAACAUCCAGGAAAUUGUAUAGGUGUAAUUCUACUCAUUCUUGUCAAAGAGUGUGGGACGUUCGCGGCACACGCUGCCCGACCCAUUUUUAUGGGACUUCCGAGGCAAGUUAUCAAGGUCCACAAAGGCUAAACAAUCCCUACUCCUCCACUGAGAUGGAGGGAGGGUAUGUGGAAGAGGCCGUUACGUACAUGGUGAUGGAUGAUCUGGAGGUGAAACCAUUGUCCACACUUUCUAUGAUCACUCUUCUUGACAAGUUUAAUCUCAAGGAAAUAGGAACUCUUGUGGAGAAAGUGGUCAAUUUUGGCAUGGAUGAGGGUAUAAAAUUGCUCAGAGCUUCACUACUAUCAAAGAGUGUCCUCACUGAUGUCUUCCUCCCAAUGUUGAAAGAGGAAGUAAAAGCAGAAAAAGCAGAAUGAUGGCUCUGUUGUAUCUUGGUGGUGUUUCAAUUUCUAAGUGAAGAAUUCUGUGGGAUUACCAAUUUUUUUUUUUUUGGUUGCAAAUAUGUUUCGAAUGUAGUAAAAUCUGGUGUGGCAAUAUAGUGGACAAUGGUUGCUCCCCUCCUCUCUCUCUCUCUCUCUCUGAAAUGAAAGUUUGUAAGGUUUGUUAGAGGUUAGCUAAUUCUAUAAAAAAUUUGGUUAUAAUUAUUAGAAAAUUACAUUGUAAUUUUAA
This is a messenger RNA of Quercus lobata, 1567 nucleotides long. RefSeq lists its product as uncharacterized. The transcript is spliced from 2 exons. The record is from RefSeq and is a predicted model, not a curated record. The coding region runs from base 580 to 1314 and encodes 244 amino acids. Lineage: Eukaryota; Viridiplantae; Streptophyta; Magnoliopsida; Fagales; Fagaceae.